Messenger RNA from Frankliniella occidentalis (western flower thrips), 19015 nucleotides. RefSeq names its product mucin-17-like. The record is from RefSeq and is a predicted model, not a curated record. Gene Ontology annotation, molecular function: calcium ion binding. NCBI's taxonomy places the organism in Eukaryota, Metazoa, Arthropoda, Insecta, Thysanoptera, Thripidae.
CUCGGUCGAGUCAGGGAGACAGCGCGGCACGGCCCCGCACGACCAGUCCGCCGGAGUCCCGCCGGACCCGGAAACCGCGACCCGAACAUGCCGCGCGCGCGCCGUCACCGCGACCUGUGACCUGUGACUGGGACACCCCGCUGGAUACUACUAUCUGGAUUAUCAGUGUGACAAGCCAAGUGUGUUAGGUGUAGUUCGUUGUAUUUGAAAGAGUUUCGUGUCUUUUUAUUGUUUUCAAUCUUGUAUUGAUUGAAAACCGCGCGCAGGUCUGCGACCACAGUGAAGUGUGUGACAGUGUGUGAGUGGGCGGGCCGCAGGCGGGCCGCAGGAUGACAGGCCCGUGCAGGAGCUGCAGCAGGACCUGCAGGAGCCGCGGGAUGGCCGUCCCCCUGGGAGUGCUCCUGCUGCUGGGGACCAGCCUCGCGCUAACAGAUUCAGAAAACUUAGAAAUUAUUCGACAAGACCGAGUCAGAAGAGACGCCAGCGAUGUCACCACGCUGUACGUCGACCCGCUGCCGGGUCGCGGCGGAGUGCCGCCGGCCGUCGGCGUGCUCUCGUCCACGGCGAGGACCUUCGUGCAGGACGGCGCGACCACCGAGUUCGCCACGCAGGUGGUGGGCACGACCCUGGGUAACGGCGCGUACGCCCAGCUGCUCACCACCAGCUCGAGGGUGUUCUACGACGGCGGCGACCUGCUGCGUUCCCCGCACCACCGGCCCACCGCGCGCCGGCCGCCGGGCGCCGCCGGGGCCGCCCCCGUCAUCGUGUACCCCACGCAGGCCUACCACCACGCGUUCAAGCCCGUCAAGGCGGCCACGCUCUACAGCGUGAGCCCCGCGCCGGCCAGCGUGGUGCAGGCCGUGCCCGCGCCCGCACCACCGCCGACACCCUCGCCCGCGCCCGCGCACCAGGACCCCAUCCUGGAGCAGCCUGAUGCACCGCGGGCGCCCGUCGGCAACGACCUGGAUGACCUUUUCAGCCUGUCCGAGACCAGGAACUCGCUCAACAACGUGAUCCUGGUGAACGCGGAGCGCGAUCCUCGCGAGCUGGCUGCCAACAACGCGGACCGUAACAUCGACCUGUACAAGAAACGUCAGGCGGAGGACAAGCCCGCUCUGCCGCAGACCAACGAGGUCAAGCCCAACCCCGCACGCGUCGUGAACCCACAGCUGGACCUGCCUACCUUCACUGUUCGACACGACUUCGCCCCCAGCGCCUUCUCCUCCGAGGAGGUGCACAUCGAGACUCCACAGAAGAACGCCAAGGACCCCAGCAAGAGCAGCCUAGUGCGGCCUCGUGCCAGCAAGGCGCUGUUUAGGGGCGGGCUACCCAGAGCCGACAGCCGCAAGCUGGACACCGUCACCUACCUCGGCUUCGUGGACUUCACGACCACAGUGGGCGACACCGUCAUCAUUUUCAUGCCGAACACGGGCGGCGCGCCCAAGGCCACGAGGCCCGUCGAUGACGACAUGGCCGUGGUCACGGACGUCAAGACCUUUAUGUCGCACUCCCCCGGCAUGAUGACCCGCACCGUGACCGGUCACUCGCUGACCAUGCAGACGUCCCUGCCGACCAUGGUGGCCGAGCGCGCCGAGCUGCCCGUGCGGCCCAGCGCGCCCAGCGCGCCCCGCCAGCCCAAGCAGUCUGCGUUCCAGGACGACGAGAAGGAUGACUACAUGAGGAAGUCGUCCGUUCUGGCGCGUGAACAGGCGUUUGAGCCCGCGUCCGCGAGGCUGAGACCCUCGCAGGUCGUGCAGCCGUCCGAGACGAGCGCGCCCGCCGUGGGGCCGCGCCUGGCCGACGCGGAGCCCUCCUCGGCGUACCAGUCAGCUCGCGCCACCGAGCCCCUGCCCCCUUACAGCACGAGGGUUUUGGAGGAGCGCAAGAAGGCCCAGCCCCUCGGCCUCCUCCGCACCAUCGACGAGAGCGUCGUGAACGCGGGCACCACGACCAUGUACAAGAAGUCUGUGAUCGGCACCCGCGUGGACGGCACGUACAGGGAGGUGGUGCAGACCUCCUCGCGCGUCUUCUUCUUCCUGGACGACGUGGUCGAGCCGACCCCGGUGCCCAAGCAGGACAACAAACCGCAGACCAUCUUCUCGCAGUUUGUCGGAGAGGCCGAUUCCACGACGGCGCAGCCAGUAACCGAGGAGUCCGACGACGCCACCACCGUGCCGCCGGAAGUGACAACGCCUGAGAACGACAUCUCCAACGAGGUCGACUUGGGGAAGAAAGCGAACGGCGAAGUUCAGUCUACGGCGUUCCUAACUCGCGUGGUGCCGUCGACCGUGUACAAGACCUUCACCUACUUGACAACCUUCUUCAUACCCGCUGAGGGGACGCUCACCACCACUUCUGUCAAGUCACGUGAGGUCACCUCAACCGACGUGAUCCAGGUGACGCGCGUGAUCAAGGCUGGCGUCGAUGCCGUCGAGGCCACGCAGUCCCCGACGCUGCCACCCACGACUACAACGCCCCAGCCUACGGCUCCGCCCACGACGGAAGAAGCCGAAGACCCAACUACUACUGGCGCCCCUACCACCCCCUCCACGACCACUACCACCACCACGGAGAAGCCGCCAACCACGACGCCGGAGAAGGAAGUGACAGCGCCCGAGGCUACGACGGCCAAGGACGAGGAGGUGACCACUGCGAAGGAGCCUGAGGAUCUGACCACGUCCGAGCCUCCGGUUAUCACCACAACCCCGGCCAGGACAACGACGACGGAAAAGUUGCCCGAAGAAGAAGAGGAGGAGCUGGAAGUCAUUUACAAGACGUUGUACACGACCUACACCUACCUGACCACGUUCUUCGAGGAGUCUACGACCAGCGUGGCCAGCAGGGAGGUGAUCGUAACCAACGUCAUCUCCUCGACCAUUGACCCAGCCUUGUUCGCUUCCGAGCUCCUGUUCGAAGAGAGCGCGUCGUCUAGCACCUCCGACUACCUUAUGACCUCCACUGACGAGCCCAGGAUCGUCCCGACCACCGUCCGCCCGGCAGUCCGACCGACCAAGGCGGUGCCGGUGGACUCCGGGCUCUCCCCGGAGGAGAGGGACCUCUUUACGGAGGUCAUCGAAUCAGUGGACGUCGAGAAGGAGCUCAGCACACCGACGGCUGCUUUCAACAGCGCCGGCAUCGUGGAAACGGCAGUGGACCCCAAGACGUACUACACCACGUACACCUACUUCACCACCAUCUUUGUGGACGGUGAAACGAGCGUGUCCAGCCGGACAGAGGUGUUCUCGAACGUGCUCUCGCCGACCAAGACAACCGACGUGCAAGCCACCAAGCCCAUCAACAUCGACGUGAACCGGGUGUUGUCCCCAGGUGAGGAGAACGACGAAGACAACGACUUGACACGUGCUUACCUAAAGUCAGCAGGGCCCGAGGAUUCCACAGAAGACGCGCGGUACACGACCAUCUCCAGGAACGAGGAGAACGUCCUCAACCCGUCAGCCGUCCGCGUCGGUGACGACGAGGAAGUGUUCGUCACGGAGACGAGGGUUACUGACGUCACAAGCAGCACGUCAGGCGGCAAAAAGAUGCAGCGCAAGAUUCUGGACAUCGCGGACUCGGGCCUCGACGACCAGAUCAGCUCGGAGAGCAACACGGAGGAGAUCGAGCCAUCGUUCAGUCCAUCCGUACUGCUGCAGACCAGCUUCACCACCUUCACAUACUUCACCACGGUCUACAAGGGCUCUACAUCGAGUGACAUCAUCAGCCGUCUGGAGACGGUGACCAACGUCGUGACGGAGACCGUGGCGCCUAGCGAGACCAACGCGUACAACGACGAGGACGCGACGCUGCCGGUCACCUACUUCACGACUUUCACUUACUGGACCACGCUGUACAAGGAAGGCAGCACGCACAUCACCAGCCGAGAGGAGACGGUUUCUAACGUGGUCACACCCACCGCGUCCCUGCCCGCCACCGCAUCGAUCGAGAUCACGCCUACCGCCGUCCUGGACAGCACGACGCUGGCGCCGACGGCUGCGCCGGACGCCCUCCUGGAGCUGUCCGAGCCCAAGGCGCUGGAGCCCACGACCUACUACACGACGUACACGUACUUCACGACGUCGUACAUUGGCGACAGCACCAUUCUCAAGUCGAGGCUGGAGACCGUGACCACCGUGGUCAACGCCACCAUCGCCCCGAGUGUGGCCGAGGUGGAGAACGGCCUGCAGACCGGCAGGGCCAUCGUGAGCGUGGCCGUCGAGCAGCAGGUCGGGCCCGUGUACGAGCAGGAGGACAAGGUGACGGAGGCGCCCGACGCGCCCGCUGCAGCCGCCGUGCAGCCCACUGGCCUGCUGUCGACCAUCGUGGCCAGCAGCGUGGUGGACGGCACCACGACGGUGUACUCCACCGACGUGUUUGGCACCUACAUCGACGGCCUGUACGCCCAGGUGCUGGAGAGCACGACACGAGUUCAGGAGGAGGCCCAGCCCGACGUGCAGCCCACGCAGACGGAUGCGCCCAAAGGGGCCGCACAGCCCACCGGCGUCGUCUCCAUCAACGAGGGCAGCAUCGUGGACGCGGACGGCGUCACCACGACCUUCUUCACCACGAAGGCCGUCGGCACGUACGUGGAGCAGCUGUACGCACAGGUCGUGGAGAGCACGUCCUCCAUCAAGAUCGACGAGGAGAAGGCCACUCAGACACCAGCUGUGGACCCAACCGUCACCGUCAACGGCAAGACCUUCCGCACCGGACUAGUCCGCCUGAUCGAGGGCUCCAUCGUCAAGGACCAGACCACCACGUUCUACGAGUCACGUGUCAUCGGCACCCUGAUCGACGGUCGCUACGCCCAGAUCAUAGAGUCGACGUCCAGCUUCAAGGCUGAUGUGGCCGCCACGGUCGACCCGACCGGUGUGGUGUCCGAGAUCCUGGCCACGGCGUCGGCAGCCAAGGGCCUCGUGCAAGCCACAGCCUCUGUGUCGACCUCGCCGUCUCCGGACGUGAUCGAGAGCUCCAUGGGCGGCGAGGGAUCUGGCUCCGGCGAGGGCAGUUCCGAGGACGAGGAAGAGGGAAGUGGCGAGGACGACGGCUCUGGCCGACGCGGCUCUUCGGGCCGGCUCAACUUUGCCACCCGCAAGCGCACCUUCACGCCCACCAUCAGGCCCUUCUCGUCUAGGAACAGGCCGACCUUCCUGCCACGUCGCAAGGCCGAAAAGGCCACCAGCGCGACGACCAUCACUAGGAACCUGCUCACGCCCACCAUCACCGCCACCCCUGCGCUCAAGCCCGACGGCAGCGCGUCCACGCGCGGUCGCUUCGCCGGCAGCCGGCGCCAGAGCUCGUCGCUACUCAGCAGCUCUGCCAGCCUGGACGUCAAGGCCUCCGCGUCGGCCGGGAGUGGACGCCGCUUCACGGGUCGGUCGCGCACCUCGUCCAGCGGUGCCAUCACGCCCUCAUCGUCGUCCUCGACCUUCGGGGGAGGCCGCCGCUCCAGCGCGGGCCGCAUCACGCCGUCGGCGUCCGUGUCUGGACCCACGGCCUCCCGCACGAGGGGCUUCGCGUUUAGCAGGCCGUCAAGCAGCCGCGCCAACCCCACGGAGCACCCAUACCGCGCGUCGGCCGCGUCCGCCUCCAGCUCGCGCUUCAACCGCAUCCGUCCGACAAGCGCGUCGUUCCCCGGCAGGGGAGGCGCCACCGCGCACGCGCACCUGCACGACAACUCGCUGGGGCCGGAGGACAACGACCUGGGCAGCACCACCAUCGUGACUGAGGAGACGCCCGCGGUGACGGCCUCCGAGGAGCAGGAGACUCCGGCGCCGGCCACCACUACGGAGUCGUCCAGGAGGAACCAGAACCCGCUGCUUCGCUUCAGGAGGCCGCCCCUGGCUGGCCGAUCACCUGCCUCCACGACCACCCCUAAGCCCGUGUCCACCAGUGCGCCGCGCCGCGGCGUCCUGGGUAGGCGCCAGGGGUCAGGAGCGUCCACUACCACCACGACAACCACGCCCAAGCCGUCCAGGCCGAAGCCGCCGCCGGCCAUCGCCAGCGGCAGGCAGCGCCCAGCCAACAACUUGUUCCCAAAGAGGGGGCUCUUCAGGAAGCCCGGCCAGGCCGAGGAAGAAGACAAGAAGGAGGAGGAGAAGGGCACCGACGAGGAGAAGGAAGGAGAGGAGGGUACCGUCGUAGACAACGACUAUGAGGGCUCCGAGGUGGCCAACGCAGAGUCCAAGUCCACAGCCGCCCCCGUCGAGGAGGCCACCAAGCCGAGCCGCCGCGGUAAGACGGUUAGCGCCGUGUCCAUCAGACCGUUCGCCGGCCGCCGGCCCGGCAGGGUGCGUCGUCAGGCCGACCCGCAGUACUCCAGCAGGGGUGCUAGGACGUACGCCGGCGAGCGCCAGUACAGCUCGCGCUACCACCGGCCCACCUCGCGCGCGCAGCAGACGCCCGCGCCGGUCGUCCAGGACCGCGCCGACUACGACUAUUACUACGACGAGUACGUUGAGCAGCCCACCACCAAGGCCAGCCACACCAGCCACUCGACGCGCUUCACGCCGCGGCCACGCGCCCCCGUGCCACCGCCGCAGCCGGCCACGCAGGCGCCGCAGACGCACCACCGGGAGAGGGUGAGGCCCACCAGCGCCUCCUCCAGCGCGGCGCGCUCACAGUUCACGCUCCGCAAGGAGAACCCCACGACCCCGGCGCCACGCGCCACCUUCCGCCGGCCGACCACGUCGCCCGCGCGCCGUCGCACCAGCAACUACGAGACCACCCCCGCGCCGGUGCGCGCGCGCCCACCACGCCUGCGCCAGUCCUACCAGCCCACGGAGGCGCCGUCCUCGUACUCGCGCUCCUCCAACCGCCGCGGCUACACCAGCAGCCGCCCACGCACGCCCACACGCGGCCGCUACCGCGGCGACACGGUCGACGACGCGUACGUGGCCGAGUCGCGGUUUGACGGCACCAUCACCGUGACGCACAAGAUCCCGACCGAGGUGACCAUCCCUAUCGUCAACGGCAAGGUGACGGAGUACAAGAACGUGCUGACGGCCAAGCCCAGCCUGCAGGUGCUGGGCCCGCACCAGUACUCGACCACGGUGGGCAAGGACGGCUCUUCGUACAUCCAACUGACGGCGGAGGUCACGAGCACGGCCGCUAACGGUCUGCAGGAGGUCACCAAGUUCAUCGUGCACGAGACCCCCACCACGAGCGUCACCUUCACGCCGACUGUGAUUCGCGGACGGAAGACGUCCUACUCGCACGUCGUGCCCAGCACGGUGUACGACGUGGAGCCGGUGGUGAGCACCGUGACCCCGCAGUUCGGCGGACCCAACGCGCCGCUCGCCAACAUCCUGCUGUCGCAGCUGCUGCUGGGGAACAUCGGCCUGCAGCCCAAUAUUGGUCUCCAGCCCAACGGUCUGCUCGGUGCCGGCCAGCCGCAGACCCCUGCCACGCCCACCACGGAGUACAAGACCAAGACCACCACGUACGUGACCACGCUCACGGACCAGACCUCCACCGUGCUGCCGAUCACGCUGCGCGGUCAGAAGAUCUACACGACGCUCAUCGACAGCUCGGUGCAGGUCAUCACCGCCACGGAGUUCAUCACGGAGACAGUGGUGGUGACGCCUACCGCGUCACUCCCCGCCGUCAACAACCAGUUCAACUCUCUGCUGUUGCCCGCACUGCUGCAGAACGCACUUCUGCAGCCGCAGGCCACUGUCAGCCCCCUGGGCCCGCUGGGCGCGCUCAACCCCGCCCUGAGCCCCGCCCUGGACCAACCGAAGCUGCUGCUUGACGAAGACGUCCUGGAGAACACUGCCGGCCCAAAGGCCAAGAAGGAGGACACCGAGUCCGACGUGCGGCCCGCCCGGGGCUCCGAGGAGGCCUCCAGCGAGGAGGAGGAGGUGGUGAAGACGAAGCGGCCCAAUAAGUUCAGGCCGGCUCUGAAGAAGAUGGAGGUCGAGCCAGCCGUGCCCGAGACGAGCGUCAUCACCAUCUACGUGUCGGGCCGCCACCCUGGCGAGUUCAGCACCAUCCUGUCCACCGUGACGGUCGGCCAGGAGUCGUCCGUGUCCGUCAAGAAGCGGGAGGCCGGCUUCGGCACCCCCGUGGAGGUCGUGGUGCAGCCCUCGCGGCUGCCCGCGCAGCUGGGCGGCUCGUUUGCCGACGACUUCGACCUGAGCAUGGAGAAGUACCUCAUGUCCGGGAUGAACGACAUCUCGGUGGAGAGCAGUGAGCUGGGUACGCAGAGCCUGGAGAGCAUCGUCGGCGACGUCAGUCAGUACGUCAACAUGCUCCGCGACGCAGGUCGGUCUGGACGUGGCCGCCACGCAGGCCAAGCAGCAACCCAAGAAGUACACCAAGAAAGAUUUUUUCGCGAAGGCCCCGCUGAGUUAGCUCCACCGCUGCGGCAGGCCCACGCGAUAACCAACAGGAGCACUGACCCCAGCUACGCCAGGUACACCCCAAGCCGUCAGAGGAGGGACACGACAUUCCCCGGCGCCUCUGACGGACAGCAACAGCACGCCCAGGCCCCGCGGCCAGUCCGCGUCGGCAGACGACGGCGACCCGCCUCGUCCCCGAACCGGCCUGAAGCCGCCCUCACCCGCGGAGUGGAGGUCAGCCUCGCCGAGGAGGCGAUCCUGACAACCAUCUCCGACGGCCCCACCACAGCGCCGCCCCUCGACAAGCCGACCACCUUCAACCCCAAGUCGAGGAGAGUCAUCAUCCCCAAGGUCGGCACCAGCACCAGCAGCACCACCUCCCCAGCCACCCCAAGGGCUUUCCGCGUCCCAGCGUCUCCAACGACGCCCGUCGACGAUUUUCUCGUUGCCGAGAGGGACGACGAAGACGUUCUCGUCGUUCGACCGAGUGCGAUCGGCACCCCGUCUCGGCGGGUCGCCCCGACCACUUACCGGCCGUCGUACCGACCCGUCAAGGCCUCGACGCUGGCUCCGGUGACAUCCUCGCCAGCGUCCUCGUCGCCGACGCCUUCGUCAGCCACCGCAUUCACCAACACCCCGCCCAGUGCUCCUGGAAGACCCGGACCGCGACGCAAAAUACCAAAGACCCCUCCUCGCCCCAGUCUAGUCAGUGUGGUGACCGAGACGGUGACGCGGCCCCGCCUGCGGACCGUCACGCUCGUCGUGACGCGCCAGGGCGGCCCCACCGCCGACCCCUCGGGGGCGCUCGUCCCCGGGGCGCCGGCCGCGCCCCUCGUGUUCACCAGCACCUCCCUCAAACACGACAUCCAGACCCUGAUCGUGACCAGGACGGUGACCCUGGACCUCUCCUCCGCGUCCGCCUCAGUGGCGGGCGAGCAGGCGCGCGCCUGGAACCUGGCCACCAAGGUGAUGAGCAACGGCGUGGAGGUGAUCGUGGCGACGGACAAGAGCACCCUGCCGGGCGAGCCCGAGGUGCUCCGGGUGCUGCCCUCGUCGCCCAUCACCCUGGCGCCCUCCACCCUCACCGACCACAUGAUGCUGCUCAUGCCAUCGCAGGUGGAGCUGGACUCCGCCCAGUUCGUGACGCGCACCUACGUGACGACCUACACGCUGGUGGAGACGUCCACGUCGCAGGAGCACGUCGUGAGCAACGUGGCCACGGAGCAGGUCGACCCCGCGGGCGCCACCAGCACCCCGCAGAGCUCCGUGGGCGUGACGGUGACGGCGAGCCCCGUGCUGAGCACGGCCGUGUACCACACGACGUACACGUACCUCAACACGCUGCUGGACGGCGAGGUGCCGCUCGUGCUCACGUCCCGCCGGACGGUGGCCAACACGGUCACGGCGCCGGGGGAGCUGCUCAGCACGCUGCCGGCCGCCGACGCGCUCGCCACCAACACCUACCUGUCCACGGUGCAGCUCACGCGCACGCUCAGCGACGGCGACCAGCUCAAGGUGGUCUCGACGCAGGACGUGCUCACGCGGGUGGUCAUCACCGAGUCGCAGCAGCAGGCGCAGCUGGUGACGCACGCGCCCGCCGCCACGCCCACCGAGCUGGACAUGACCACCACCGAGGUGGUCAAGACGUAUCUGGUCACGUACACGUACUACUCGACCUACCUGGAGGGAGAGAGCACCGUGGUGCACUCCGACGUGGCCGUCUCCACCGACAUCACCACCGAGACGUUCCUCAAGAAGCCCAAGAGAACCUCCGCGCUCCGUUUGGAGACGACGACAUCUGUAGUGGAACCGACGCCCACACCGCCAGAGGCGUCCCCCUCGCUGUCUCCGACUCGCGCCCCGGUCGCCCAGGAGGAGAAGCUGCCCGGCAUCCACGUGGUGGCCACAAAGACGUACCUCACGACCUUCACGUACUUCACGACCCUGCUGCAGGGCAGCAUGCCCGCCGUCUCCACCGUCGUCUCCUCGCGCACCCGAGUCGUCCAGAACGUCGUCACCGAGAGCGUCGCAACCUCCUUGCUGCACCCCGACUACGUCCAGCGUCUCCGCAGCUCGUUCCGCGCCGAUCCCGCCCUGGACUCGAGCCGCAUCGUGGCGACGGCGACGCUGCAGGGCGGCCAGCAGAUGGAGAUCACCGCCAUGGUCGACAGCCCCGCCAACCUGGCCGCCCUGGCCGCGGCCGCCUCGUCCAGCUCGAUGCUCGCGGACGCUGAGGCCGUGGCGAGCACGGUGGCCACGCCGGCGCUGGCCUCCGUCAUGUCCCCCGACAAGGCGCUGCUGAGCUCGCUGGUGAGCAGCGCCGCCUCCGCCAUCAUGGGCCAGUCCGCGGCCUCCGCCCCGGCCUCGGGCGCGGCCUCGGCCAACCGCGGCAGCUCGAGCCCCGCGGCACCCGCCGCGCCGGCCUCGCCCGUCAACGACAAGGUCAUCACUGGCUCCACCAUCAUCUUCUUCGACGACCCCGAACCCGCCGACAAACCAAGCAGCAGCAGCGCCGUUAAGACCUCGACCCACAAGCACCACUCGUCCUCGGAUGGCGGUGUCACCAAGCCCUCCCGGACGCACCGGCCGCCCUCCAAGACCCACAAGCACAAGGUGAAGCCGUCCACGAGCACCAAGGAGAAGCCGUCUGCCUCGGCCGCCCUGGGCCACACGUACCGCACCUCCAUCCUGUCGUCCCGGACCGUGACGGCGCACGGCGCCACGCUGCAGGCCGGCGAGCAAGUCGUCGUGCUGUCGCGUCCGGACGGCUCCGAGGCCGUGAUACCCGUCGGCCCGACCUCCGCCACCGACUCGGCCACCAACAAGAGGCCCUCGGGGGAGAAGGUCGGAGAGGUCGCCGAGCCGAGCUCCAACCUUGGCAUGUCGGACCUGCUGCAGCUGGGCUCCAUCGGCAUCAACGGCAUCAACGCCCUACGCCCCGUGUUCAGCGCCAUGGCGGGCUUGCUCUCCCCGGCGAAGGAGGAGAUUCCUGCCAAGCAGCCCCUGGUGCUGGUGCACAAGCUGCCCGCGGUGUCGGGCCCCCACGGCCCACCGGUCGGCCUGCACGCGCCCCCGGCACCCGGCCCGACCCCCGCCGGCCUGCCGCUGUCCCCCUUCCAGAAGCCGCCGCCCCCAGGCCCCGUGGCAUCGGCCGGCCCUCCGCCGACGUCCCCCGCGCCGGUCCUCGAGCAGAACCCCCUGCUGAGCUACGCCGGCCCGCAGCCGCCGCCCCCCGAGAGGCUGGUGGCCGCGUCCUCCAACAACCCGCAGAGAAACCCGAUCUACAUCCCGGUUGGCGCGGGCGCCGGCCACCCCAAGGACACCAUCGCGGAGGAGAGCCAGCGCAUCGAGGGCAACACUAAGCUGAACGCGGUUUGGCCGGACGCGGAGCAACGCCUGAAACUGGCGCAACAGGCCCAGGCUCAGCAGGCCCAGGACGGCGCCAGCGGCGUGGUGCUGGGCAGGCCGACCCUGGAGUCGCCCCUGCUCGCCGGUGGCAUCCCCAUCCAGCCCGGCCAGGUCAUCACCGCCAACUCGGACGUCAUCAUCGGGAAGCCCUCGGUGCACGGGCCGCGACCUCCAAAGCGGCCGCCCACGCCCGCGGACCACACGCCCAUCGGCAUGAAGCCGCCGCCACCGCCGCCACCGCCCCAGGCUACCUGGCCCGAGCACGACCGCCUCCCCGAGGACACCGUCGAGCACGACACGCUGGACGAGCACCACGAGCAGCCCGUGCCCGCCGCCACGGGCGUGGACGAGCCGCAUGAGCAGUUUGGCGAGCACAUUGCCAACCUGCUGCCUCCGCCCGCACCGCCCGCGACACCGCUGCGCGAGGAACGCCCCAGUGGUGGUCCUGCCAUCCCACUCGGCCACUCACACCACCACCACCAUAACCACCACCACAAGAUCGCCGAGAUCCUUGACAUGUCGCCGCCAGCCAACCAGCCCACCGUCGUCCACGCGCCCUCUGACGACAUCGCACUGCGGCCUCCACCUCCGCCGCACCAGCAGCACCAGCAGCACCAGCAGCACCAGCAGCAGCACCUCCAGCAUCACCCCCAGGACCAACUCCACCCCCACCUCCAGCACCAGCUCCACCCCCAUCCCCAGCACGAGACGCAGCUGCACCAGCAGCACGUUGACCUCCCCAUGUUGACCGUAGUGGGCUCUCACUCCCCAGCUCCUCUGGGCCUCGGUGACUUUGGCCCCAGCCCCACUCAGGUGUCGGUCAUCCCCCAGGGCCAAACCAUGUUCCUGGGCCGGCCCGUCGGCCAAAAGAUGAACGUGGAUCAACAGCACCUAACCCCCGACACCAUCACCGUCCCCAUCAUCCUGCCCGGCAACCCGCAGGUGGUGGAGCGCGCCUCAGGGCAGCCGCUUCUCGUCAACAUCCAGCCCUCGCAGGUGGCCAACGUCCUCAUCCCGCACGGCAGCAGCACGGCGCUCAUCUACAGCGGUGACACGCUGGAGCACGGCAAGAAGGGCGAGUACUUCGACGACCCGCUGCCGUACCCUGACCCUGACACUGCGCACUCCGGUCCUGUCGCUGUCGGCCCGCUAGGGGUGCCCAAGCCCAGCUCGGCCAUACGCAUGGACGUCCCCAUCCCGCCGGAGGGCAUCCAAGUCCAGAUCUCUGCCGGGAACGCUGUGCAGGGUCCCUCAGUGCACGGGCCGCCCUCGGCCCCGCCGCCCAGCCAUGGACCGAGUAUUCCUCUGCAUAACGAGGUGCCCGUCCAGCACCACGUUAUUCACCACCAUCAAAACGACCAAGCUGGACAAGGGUUCCCGGGACAGUCGUCUCAUCAUCACCAUGGCCACCAUCCCUUCAACAACUUCCCCAACGUCCACGUUAACGAGGUGCCGCAUCGCGGCGGGUACCAUGACCCUGCUCACGCCCAGCAACAGCACGAACAGAACAUUCGGGAACAGCAACUGCAGGAACACAACAUACGCGAGCAGCAACUGCAGGAACAGCGCAUUCGAGAACAGCAGCUGCAGGAACAACACAUCCGAGAACAGCAGCUGCAGGAACAGAGGUUACGUGAGCAGCAACAACAGGAACAUCACCUGCGCGAGCAGCAGUUGCAGGAACAGCUACGCGAACAGCAACAGCAUGAACAGCGUCUGCGCGAACAACAACAACAACAACACGAACAGCGUCUCCGCGAACAGCAGCAGCAAGAUCAGCUCCUGCGAGAACAGCAAUUGCACGAACAGCACCUACGUGAACAGCAACUGCAGCAGAAACUGCUUCAGCAGAUCCAACAUCACCAACAACCCUCGCGUGACGCGGCCGGGCCUGUUCGGCCCACCGGCGCGCUUGACGAGCCCGUGGACUACAUGGUGCCCCCGCCAGCGCCCUCCCACCACGGGCGGCCCCGCCCCCAGGGUCGCCCCCAGCCGCAGCCACAAGCCCCGCACCGCGUCCCUCCGCCGCUGCCCGACCAGGACAACGAGCAGGACGGCGGCCCGGAGGAGAACGAGCCCAUCGAGUCUGAGGGCGGUGAGCUCAUCCAAGAGUCGAACGCGCGGCCGCUGCGCCCGGGGCAGGUGCCCAUCGAGCUGGAGGUGGCCAACCAGGCCAAGACGACGGAGCGGACGCCCAUCUUCAUCCCGCACGCGCCGGCUCUCGGCCCCGCGUCGCCCCCGCACCACCCGCACCACGGCCACCGCCACUACCCCGUGCCGCCCGGCCCGCGCCCGCAUGAGCCCUUCCGCUUCGAGAGGCCCGGACCGUCCGACCACAAGCCCAUGAACUUCGACAUCGAGUCGCCCAUCAAGUCAACCAUCAUUUACGAACAGCGACCGGAUAGCAACAGGCUGGAACCAGCAGACCCGGGGCCGCCCAAGACGGCCUUCAUCUUGCCGAGACCGUCCUCCAAGCCGUCCGCGGCGCCAAAGCCCCCACCCCCACCACCGCCACCCAAACCUUCCCCUACGCCGAUCCCCUUCCCCAAGCCAACACUGCCGCCUACAACAACGCCCGCUGCGCCUGUGACGACGCCCUCUAAGUCCGACGGUGGUGCUGGUUACGGUGACACUCCACCGCCCGCACCUCCAGUGUCGCCUACCUUCGCGGCAACCGCCACCAACAAGCCCCCCAAGAGCCGCCCCGACCGGCGACCCUCUGGCCCCGGAGACCGCACGUCCCACGACGACCAGGUGCUCGGCAUGGCCCCGCCUACGCUGCCGCCGACCACGACCACGAGCAGGCCGCACCGAAGACCGACGCAUCGGAAGCCGCGGCCUCCACCCCCUUACAAGUUUGAGAUGCCGCCACCGCCGGCCGACACGAUGCAGCCGCCCACAGAGCAGCCUCCGCCGCCCGCGACGAGCACGCGACCCCAGCCGCCGACGCAGCCUCCGGCGUCAUCGUCCGCCCCCAGCGAGGGCAGGCCCUUCAACCGGCCUCCGGUCCUGGAGAUGGCCAAGCCCUUCCCCACCAUCACGCUGCCAGGGUCGCAGGCAGGAGAGACGGUGCAGCACGAGGUCACCUGGUCGGAGCCGCCGAGGCGGUACACCACGACGACCACGACCUCAACCACCACGACGACGCCCGCGCCGACAACCAGCAGCACCACGAGGCGGCCAACGGCGCCCUUCAUCCGCCCGCUCCGGCCCUUCACGAAGCCGCCGAGGCUGUCUCCGCCCAGGGACGCCCCCGCCCCCAACAUCGUCCCCACGCCGCCACAGCCCGCGCCCACGAGUACGCUUGCCCAGCUGACGCCUCUGGACAUCGCCCCCACGACGACGCGCGGACGGCCGCCACCCAGCAACCGCUGGACGGCCAGUCCCAUCGCGGACACCAUCGCGGCCUCCGAGCCGACCGUCCCUGGGGUGGUGCCCAGCUCCAUCUCCACGCCGCUGGACAACUUCUCGGGCAAGUCGAGCGCGCAGCCCACCAGGGUGUACCUGACCAGACACAGCGGCUCCACCAACAGGUUCACGCGACCCACCACGACGGAGCGCUUCACGCCGUCACCCACCAAGGACUCGAACUCCCACACGCGCUACGCCAGCCCGCCGUACCGCGCGCCACCACGGCGCCCGCAGCCCGCCGACGAGGAGCUUCCCGCACCCUCGCCUGCACCCACACCAGCGCCGGCCCCCGCCCCUGUCCCCGCACCGCAGCCCACGCGCUACAUCACGCACACGGAGACCAUCGUCCUCACCACGACGGAGACCUCCGUGCUGCGCGGCAGCGAAGGGCAGCAGCCUUCCACACAGACGGUUGUGCUCACGUCCACGAUGACGUCCACACGCGUGGACACGGUCACGCAGACGGAGACUCUUGUGAAGCCCACCUCCGUGUUCGAGACGGUCACGACCACCGUGUCCCACACGACCACGCACAUCCACACUCAGACCGCCGAGCCUUCGGUGCUACCCACCAUUAUCCCCCCAUGGGCGGUGUCGCCCACUCCGUACCCGGAGAACGAGUCCAUUGACGUCCACGUAUCGUCUUCCGCCUCGGGUCACCCGACCGGCGCCAGUGAAGACGGCGGAGAGAGUGACGGCGAGGACGACGACAUCAUCACGCACCCUCAGGACGGCGAAGACUCCAUUUUCCUCGUCAUGACGGACCACAAGCCCGGCACCGUCCAGGUCCACAAGCUGCCGCCGCCCUCCCUCGAGGACGAGCCCACCAACGCCGACGAGACCAACGAGGUGAAGAACAACGCCGUGCUCCUGGGUGGCGUCCUGGUAGCCUCGCCGCCGGGCGUGCGCCCUGCUGGCGUCGUUGUCGACGAAGAGGACCCCGACGACGAGCACCUCGCGGUGCAGUGUCGCCCGGAGUGCUCGGCUACGCGGAACGAGCUGUGUCAGCGGCAGCAUGGCCUCAUGCGCUGUGUGUGCCGACCGGGCUUCGCCAGGAUGUUCCCCGACCAGCCGUGCAAGCCGACCUACACCUACAGCAUGCGGCUGGCGCUGGACCGACACGGCGGCGAGCGGGUGCGCUUCGCCGAGUGGCUGUCCGACCCGGCCUCCCCGCGCUUCGCCCGCCUCGCCGAGGCCACCAAGGAGGGCCUGGAGCGCGUCGUCAUGCAGAGCGAGCUGCGCGACGUGGCGCACGGCGUGGUGCUGCAGGGAUUCGCGCCCGCCGGUCAGCACGACAACGACCACGCCGUCGUCAACUUCUACGUCCAGCUGUCGGACAACACGGACGAGCUGCGGCUCAAGGGCGUGUUCCGCAAGAGCCUGCGCGCCACCAACUUCAGCCUCGGCGGCACGGAGGUGUUCGCCGCCCGCGAGAUGCUCCCCGAGCUGGACGCGGCCGACUUCGACGAGUGCGAGGCGGACGCCGGAGACUCGUCGGCCACGGCGCGCUUCCACGACUGUUCCGAGCACGCGCGCUGCUUCAACCUGCGCGGCACCUACACCUGCUCCUGCAAGGAGGGCUACACGGACGUGUCCGAGAACCCCCAGUUCCCGGGUCGCGCCUGUUCGGCCGAGCAGGUCGGCUGCGAGCAGUGCCACUACCACGGCACGUGCUUCUCGCGAGGCCCCGGCGAGCGGCCCGUCUGCGAGUGCUUCCAGUGGUACACGGGCCAGAACUGUCACAUCAACCUCAAAGUGCUGCUGAUCGCGCUGGGCACCCUGGGCGCCGUGCUGCUGCUGCUGCUCGUGCUGUGCUGCGUCAUGGCCUGUGCCCGUCGCCACUCCCGCUACAGCCGCGCGGGCCGGCCGCAGCCGCCGCCGGGCUUCCUGCGCUACCGCGGCCCCUCGCACCGCGACCACGACACCCGGGCCAUGAUCCACGACACGAGCAGCGAGGGCUCCGUCGACAACCUGCCGCCCUACGUGACGGCCAUGCACCAGCCCAUGCACACCAUGAGCGCCAAGCACAAGAAGGGCGCCGGCAAGAAGGUGUCGGUGCCGCACGAGCUGGUCGUGGAGCGCGCGGACUGCGGCUCGGCGCUCGGCUCGCCCGCCGGCACCAUGGAGCAGCGCGACCGCUCGCUCACCGUCAUGAUCCCUCGCGCCAAGUACCGCGCCGCCAGCACCAGCGGCCCCGCGCCGCUCACGUCGCUGUCCACGUUCACGGGCGAGCUCUCGCGCGAGCACGACCCCCAGCACAAGCUGCUGGCCUACCUGGAGGGCCCCAGCUCCGGGGCGUGCCCGCAGCAGGGCCCGCAGGGAUCGCAGGGCGCGCAGGCCGUGCCGCAGGCGGCCGCGGGCGCGCAGCAGGGCGCCGGCCGCAAGCAAAGCGCGCAGAGCGGCGCCGGCCCCGCGCCACCACCGCCGCCCUCCCACCGGAAGGGCCCCGCCCCCAGGAAGCCGUCGGCGACGGGCGCCCUCGUCUCGGCCGGCUUUGAGGUGUCCGCCACCGUGGGCCGGCACAUACGCCCCGGGCCGCACACCCUGGACGUGGACGAGGACGUGUCCUCGCGGGACGGCGACGACAUGAGCUCGCACCACCCGCACUACCACGCCGAUCAUCAUCAUCACGAUCACCGCUACGACACGCAGCGCACCAGAGUCGGAGACAGCCGCACUAGUUCUGCUAGUGCCCCAGUCGGUGGAGACAGCUGUCCAGCACACCAGCUAGCCGCCAGGCUCGCAGACCUGACGGUGUCAGAGGCCCGAUCGUGUGACGAGACCACAAUCCAGCCCCCCACCAAAUGCAUACACAGCCAUGUCUCAAACUACGCCUCAUCAAAGCCAUCUUCACAUUCAAAUCACAACAACAAUGAUGAAAGCCAUACAAUGGUUGAAAGAGAUUUAGGAUCAACAUUCCUCAUGCCCCAGACUCAUCUUUACCAACCAGAUAGAGGCAGCGAUAUUUCCAACUUUGAUUCUCUCUGAAGAUAACCUACCGUCGACGGGCAGCAGGCACCUCAUGCUCAACAGACCUCCGAUAAAGCCCUGCCGUUCUGUCUUUUUUUUUAUUGACUAAAACAUUUGAUAGACUUAUAUGUGACAAUGUGCUAUUUAAUAGUAACAAAUCAUAAGAUUCUUAUUAUUUUUGUAUUUGUAUCAUAGUAGGAUUAUGUAUAAUAUUGAAUAGUAUUGUAGUUUUGUACUUGUUGAAAUGCCCUGGAAAUAAUAACAAAAUGAUAUGUGUAUGAAAUUUGUAAGGACUGAAAUAUGCCACGGUAUCAAGUUGAUGAAAUAAUGACUCUAUGAAGGAAACAGCAUUAGAACUCUCUCUUGUAAGAUUAGAUGGUAGUAAAGGGAAUCUCUUCACCCUGGUUUAGUGUUUUCUAUGGGUAAACCAUAAAUCAUUGUCUGUAUAUAGUGAUCAAUGUGUUUUAACUUCUCCAUUUAUUAUUUAUCAGUCUUUUCUUUUGUAUAAUUAAUUACUUCAUGCUAUGUAUAUAUUAUGCUAGUGACCUUACGAGAGAGUUCAUGUUGUUUGACUGAGUGAAUCAUAUAUUCAUCACACACCUUAUACCUGCCUAGUGCCAAAAGUAUAUUUUUGUAUUUUUAAACUCUAAGAUUUGUCUGUGCUUUAUUUUUGGUCUUUUACCUUCUAGUAAUUUCAAUAUUUCUCUAUUCACCAAAAGAAAUUACUGCAAGUUACAAGACCUUGGUGAUGACACCAGAUGAUUAAGUUUUAAGGACUUGACAUAGUAUGUGGAAUAUCAAAAACUUGCACACAUGUUAAAAUGUGUACUUACUGCUAGGAUAAGAUUUGUCAUUUUACAUAUUGAAUAAACUAACUGAUCGUUUAA